UGAACCAUCUGGAUCCAAGCGCCCCAUUUCGUCUCGACUCGUGUGACUCGUGAGGCGAUUGCAGCGGAGAAAACUGGGAGGGGCCGCCGCCGCCGCCGCCGCCGGGAAGGUAGCAGCAAGCCCCAUUCCACCGCCGUCUCCGAUCAGGAAUGGCUUCGGCGGUAAAGAGGCGGAGGGAGGAGCACUCCCGGAGGUCGCGCUCCCCUGCCAGGGACAGGGAUCGGGGGUCCCGGGGCACGCCGCCGCGCAGGAGCCCCCCUGCGCGGAGGCAGGGUUCGCCUGCUAGGGCACGGUCUCCUGCGAAGGCCAGCCUGUCGCACAGGGACAGAGAGAGGUCGCCUCCGAGGGAGAAGGCGAAAGAGCGUGUCAGGUCGCCGCGAUCUCCUGCUAAGGCCAGCCUGCCGCACAGGGAGAGGUCUUCUCCGGGGGAGAAGGCGAAGGAGUGGGUCAGGUCGCCGAAACAUGCGCGGGAGCCGUUGCGGUCGCCUGCCAGGAGACAGGGCUCUAGGUCGCCCUCACCACACACCAAGCGGCUGAGGAGAGCCCAGGGUGAGAGGGAGGUGGCUCACAUGACAGAGGGUGACCGCCAGAAGGCCUCUCACAGGGAGGAGCGGGACACAGGGAGACACAGGGAGCAUGAUGAGGGGAGGGAUGCUUCAAGAGAUCGGAAGGUGGAGCGGGAGGUGACUCAGGUGACCAAGGGUGACCUCCGCAAGGCUGCUCACAGGGAGGAGAGGGACUCAGGGAGGCACAAGGAGCAUGAUGAGGAGAGGGAUGCUUCGAGAAACAGGAAAGUGGAGAGGGAGGUGGCGCAGGUAAUCGAGGGUGACUGCGGCAAGGCCUCUCACAAGGAAGAGAGGGACUCAGAGAAGCACAGGGAGCAUGAUGAGGGGAGGGAUGCUUCGAGAGACAGGAAGGCUGACAGGGGUGUGGCGCAGGUAACUGAGGGUGACCGCCGCAAGGCCUCUCAUAGGGAAGAGCGGGACUCAGGGAGGCACAGAGAGCAUGAUGAGGGGAGGGAUGCAUCCAGAGAUAGGAACGUGGAGCGGGAGGAUGGCAGAGGUGCUACCAAAGAUAAGACAUCUGAUCGUGAUGAUGGAAGAGAUCAUUCGAGGGAUAGAAGGGCUGGCAGGGAUGAUAGGUCUGGUGCUUCAAAGGAGAAGUUGUCGAGUCAGGAUGAUGAUAGGCAUGAUUCAAGAGGUGGAAGGUCUGAUCGGGAGGACUGGAAAACUGCUUCUUCAAGGGAGCAAAGGGUGGACCGUAGUGACAAAAGGGAUUCUACAAGAGAAAGAAUGACAGAUCGGGAGGAGAGCAAUGGUGGAUCAGGAAGAUCUAGGCGUGGUCCAUCACUUUCUCCACACAGGCAUAGGAGCAGACAUGGAUCCCAUCCAUCACCAAGGGCAUCCAGAAGUGCAGCACGUGUUGAGGAUAUGAACUCUAGAGGGGAUGAAGCAUACCGGAGUGGAGAUCCUGAUUCUUUGGCAAUAAUGAAUGCUGCUACAGAAGCUCUUGAAGAAAAAGAAAAGCAAAAGCCAUCUUUUGAAUUGUCUGGAAAGCUUGCUGAGGAGACCAACAGAGUUGCAGGUGUGAAUCUGUUAUAUUCAGAACCUGCAGAGGCUCGCAAGUCAGAUAUUAGAUGGCGACUCUAUGUCUUUAAGGGUGGUGAACCGCUGAAUGAACCAUUGUAUGUUCAUCGGAUGAGCUGUUACCUUUUUGGAAGAGAAAGGAAAGUUGCAGACAUUCCCACUGAUCAUCCCUCUUGCAGCAAGCAACACGCAGUUCUUCAAUAUAGACUAGUGGAGAAGGAGCAACCAGAUGGCAUGAUGUCAAAGAAAGUGAGGCCAUAUAUGAUGGAUCUUGAUAGUACAAAUGGUACCUUCAUUAAUGAUAAUCGUAUUGAACCUCGCCGUUAUUAUGAACUGUUUGAAAAAGACACCAUUAAGUUUGGCAAUAGUAGCCGAGAGUAUGUUUUGCUCCAUGAAAACUCAGCAGAAUGAGGAUUGACACCCACUGAAAAUUUUGGGUACAACGAGAUUCGUGCCAUGGUGAUUGAAUUGGUUCCCAAACCUUGAAACAACCAACAUAUCAACAUAGAUACUACACUGGAAAUUAGUCAGUUGUGCGUUACUUGUCUUGAGAUUUCGUCAUAGGCGAAUUUGGGUACUUCCAACAAGCAAGAUUGGCGUCCCAACCUCACCAUGAUCUUAUAUUGAAGCAUUUGACUUGAUUGUUCGGUAUUGGUGGCAUCGGAGCAGCUGUUUAUGGCAUGAUGUUAUUUAUGUGCCUCCAGAGGCAUAGAUCUAUUAGCCUUUCCCUGUUAUGCAUGCUGCUUUACUCAUACAGCAAAUCCCUGUUUUGCCAGGUGGUUUCCCAGAUCAGUAAUUCUUAAAAAGAUUA
Messenger RNA from Phragmites australis (common reed), 2397 nucleotides. Its product is annotated as FHA domain-containing protein DDL-like. Gene Ontology annotation, cellular component: nucleus. The transcript is spliced from 11 exons. The record is from RefSeq and is a predicted model, not a curated record. Gene Ontology annotation, molecular function: mRNA binding; protein binding. Lineage: Eukaryota; Viridiplantae; Streptophyta; Magnoliopsida; Poales; Poaceae. The coding region runs from base 150 to 1997 and encodes 615 amino acids.